AUGUCUAAACCUGUUGUUUUGAGACUUGGAGGUGUUAAGUAUGCACAAAAGGCGUGGGAAGAGCUUGGCAAGAUUGCGCAGGUGGUUACAGUGGAUCCCUCCACUACAAGAGCACAAUUCUUGAAGCAAUGCCAAGACCCAGAGUCGCCAAUUUCUAAGACACAAAUCAUCACGAGAAACGUGCAGAGUCUCAAGCAAACCGGUAGAUUUGAUGCUGAGUUGGCCAAAGCCUUGCCUGCAUCUGUGGUUGCAGUUUGUCACAACGGUGCCGGUUACGAUCAGAUCGACCCAGCGCCUUUAAUUGAGCGCAAGGUGCAAAUUUCCAAUGUUCCAGAGUUGGUUAACAAUUCCACCGCCGACACGCAUGUGUUUUUGAUGUUGGGUGCGUUGAGAAACUUUGAGCAUGGACGUCGUUUGAUGUACGAGGGUCAAUGGCCAUCGCACCCAACUGCGGCUGGUGCGCCAGUAGGACACGACCCAGAAGGCAAGGUUGUUGGUGUUCUAGGUCUAGGUGGGAUUGGUCGUGCCAUUGUGGAAAGACUCAAGCCAUUUGGGUUCAAGAAGUUCAUCUACCAUAACAGAAACAAAUUGCCAAGCGAUUUGGAAAAUGGUUGUGAGUACGUUUCGUUUGACGAAUUGUUGAGUCAGUCCGAUGUCAUCUCCAUCAACAUCCCUUUGAACCCAAAGACUAGACACAUUAUUAACAAGGAGGCUAUCGAGAAGAUGAAGGACGGUGUUGUGAUUGUGAAUACAGCUCGUGGUGCUGUCAUCGAUGAAGCAGCCUUGAUCGAGGCAUUGAAGUCCGGUAAGGUCAGAUCAGCAGGCUUUGACGUUUACGAACACGAACCUCAAGUUCCACAAGAAUUACUAGACUUGCCAAACGCUAUUGGUGUGCCUCAUAUGGGUACCCAUUCCGUUGAAACUAUCCAAAAGAUGGAGGAAUUCGUUGUCGAAAACGUUAGAAACAUCAUCAACACUGGUAAGGUUUUGACCCCAAUCCCAGAACUCAAGGGAGAAACUUGGAUUGAAGAUGCUAAACCAUUAGUGUAA
Molecule: messenger RNA, 1050 nt
Organism: Kluyveromyces marxianus DMKU3-1042
Lineage: Eukaryota; Fungi; Ascomycota; Saccharomycetes; Saccharomycetales; Saccharomycetaceae
Gene: GOR1
Product: glyoxylate reductase
Exons: 1
Coding region: 1-1050 (349 amino acids)
Cellular component (GO): cytosol
Molecular function (GO): glyoxylate reductase (NADPH) activity; hydroxypyruvate reductase [NAD(P)H] activity; NAD binding
Source: RefSeq, a predicted model, not a curated record